Trichosurus vulpecula (common brushtail) is the source of this 6215-nucleotide messenger RNA. It is a transcript of the gene SNX8, whose product is annotated as sorting nexin 8. The transcript has 11 exons. Gene Ontology annotation, biological process: retrograde transport, endosome to Golgi. Gene Ontology annotation, molecular function: phosphatidylinositol binding. The record is from RefSeq and is a predicted model, not a curated record. The coding region runs from base 32 to 1396 and encodes 454 amino acids. Lineage: Eukaryota; Metazoa; Chordata; Mammalia; Diprotodontia; Phalangeridae.
UGAGAAGGAAGUCACGUGGGGCCGGGCUCACAUGACCGGCCGCGAGAUGGACCGGGCGCUUCCCGCUGAGGCGGCGGCUGCUGCGGCUGCGGACCUCGCGACUGCAGACUUGCCAAAGCCUCAGGUAAUUGAGCAGAGGGAACCAGAUUCAUUUCGAAUGCAGAUGCCUCAAGGGAACCCGUUACUGCUCUCUCACACCCUCCAGGAGCUGCUGGCCAGGGACACUGUGCAGGUGGAGCUUAUUCCUGAGAAGAAGGGCCUCUUCCUGAAACACGUGGAGUAUGAAGUUUCGAGCCUGCGCUUCAAGUCCUCCGUGUACAGAAGGUACAAUGACUUUGUGGUCUUCCAUGAGAUACUGCUGCAGAAGUUCCCCUAUCGAAUGGUGCCAGCACUUCCACCCAAGAGAAUGCUUGGAGCUGACAGAGAGUUCAUUGAGACCAGACGAAGAGCUUUGAAACGCUUCAUUAACCUAGUGGCCCGGCAUCCCCCUUUCUCAGAAGAUGUGGUCCUGAAGCUGUUCCUCUCAUUCAGUGGCUCAGAUGUACAGAAUAAACUGAAGGAAUCAGUCCAAUGUGUUGGAGAUGAAUUCAUGAUUUGUAAACUGGCAACUCGAGCCAAGGACUUCCUCCCAGCUGACAUCCAGGCACAAUUUGCUGCCAGUCGAGAACUGAUCAGAAAUAUCUAUAAUAGCUUCUAUAAGCUUAGAGAUCGGGCUGAAAGGAUUGCAUCCCGAGCCAUUGACAAUGCUGCUGACCUCCUCAUAUUUGGAAAAGAAUUAAGUGCUUUAGGAUCUGACACAACACCACUUCCCUCCUGGGCCACGAUGAAUAAUAGCACAUGGGGGACGCUGAAACAGGCCUUAAAAGGCCUCUCUGUUGAAUUUGCACUGCUGGCUGAUAAAGCUGCACAACAGGGUAAACAGGAAGAGAAUGAUGUGGUGGAGAAGUUGAAUCUCUUCUUGGAUUUGCUCCAGUCCUAUAAAGAUCUCUGUGAGAGACAUGAAAAGGGUGUGCUUCACAAGCACCAGCGAGCAUUGCACAAGUACAGCAUGAUGAAGAAGCAAAUGAUGAGUGCUACGGUGCAGAAUAGAGAGCCAGAGAGUGUGGAGCAGCUGGAGUCCCGCAUUGUGGAGCAAGAAAAUGCAAUCCAGACAAUGGAACUCCGGAAUUAUUUCUCUUUAUAUUGCCUACAUCAAGAGACUCAGCUUAUUCAUGUCUACCUGCCUCUUACUUCACACAUCUUAGGAGCCUUUGUCAACUCUCAGAUACAAGGCCACAAAGAGAUGAGUAAAGUUUGGAAUGAAUUGAAGCCCAAAUUAAGCUGCCUUUUUGCAGGACCCAAUAACAUGCCAACACCACCACGAUCACCGCAGGAGAGCAAUGUGUUUUCUCAUUAGUUCCUGGAGAGGACUGCCUAGGUUUUAGGCAGUGCUAAGAGUACCCUUCCAGCCUCACUAAAACAUCACCAAACUGUAUCAUUGUGUAUUUCCCUUAAAACAGUAGCUGCCACUCUGGUGCUCACAGAUGUUUGGACUGAAAACUGAGCAGAAGACCCUGAUGCAGUGAAAGGGGAUAAGACUCAGAUUUUAAUUUCCUGUCUUGUCCUCUGCUCAUCUUCCUUCAUUUCAUAGUCCUCGGAGGCAAGAUUGAGACACCUUACUGUCGGGUACUUUGGGGAGGAAAGAAAAUGUGCUUAGAUGCUAAGGGCUGAAGGGCCACUGGUGGUGGUUGGUAAUUCCCUUUCCUCUUACUUACAUCCACCUUUUCCCUCCACCGCCAUCUUUCUUAAUAUAUACACUCUGGUUUCCUCUCUGGAAGUGAGAAGCAGUAGAUGUCCUCUAUGAAAGGCAAUUCUCCUAGUCUUCAGGAAGGCUGGGAGAUUAAGGAUGACGUUCAUGUAAGUGAAGUUGUCUGUGGGUGAAUAAGUUAGUCCCCUGAUAACAGCUGUUUAAUCUUUUGAGGGGACAGAUAAAAUUAAUCAGAAUUCAUUGGAUUUCUUUACUUAGGGGUCAGGAUUAACUGAACAGAUGAGUAAGGGUGAGAAGAGGGUAAAAUUCAUAUACAUAGAAGGUUUAUUUCAGUGUAGUCAUGCCUUUUGGUUGAAAUAAUGUUAAUGUUUUUUUUUAAAUGAGUUUUCAGUGAAAGGUCUAAAAAUUAUGUAAUGCUGUUGAACACUCCUGAACAAAUUGCCUUACACUAGGAAUUUUCAAUUUUAAAGUAUGUUUGUGUGUGUGGGUGUGUAUGUGUGUGUACAGAAGAGAACCAUUUUGCUUAUGGAGGGGGUUGUUAGCUGGUAGGUACAAACAGUAUUAGUUUUCUGUGUCUAUUCCAGGCAGCUAGAGACAAACACUAGGAACCUUGGUUUAUUACGAGACUCAUUCUAAAUUUGGCAAGGCCUGCCAUAUUUCAUUUUCCAUUCCUCCACUUUUACCCUCUUCUUUACCUAAUGGCAUGAUCUGUCUUUUUGCACAAAAGUAGGACCAAAAUAUUUGGCAUAUUAAAGUGAGCUAAUUGAAUCGUCUGUCAUAUACUAAAAACUAAUUCUCUAAAAAGGUGCCACACUUUUAUUUUGGCUGCUUACAUUGGAGUGUGCAGAAUAUACCAAGUUGAGAAGGGUGUGGUGAAGAUGAGAUGAGGAAAUCAGAGGAUCAUGAUUCUUAUUUCAGUUGUGCUUUAAAAUAUACUGGCCUUUACAAGAGAGAAUCUGUGUUCUUUGAGAAUUAAAGAAAAAAUAAAGCAACCAGCUAGUUUCCUGAUGGCACAACUCCUGGUUGAGGUAGUGGAACAUUCCUGCUAAUUUCAGUCCUUCCCUUCCUUAGCCCAGCUCUUACUCAAUGGGGUUUAUUGUGUAACUCUUCAGCUCUGUUUUCCACCUUGUGAUGAUGUGGGAGAGUUCUCAGAUAUCCUCUGGUGGAGACCUGUAAGGAUGGGUGGUGUCUUUUCUUGCCUUAAUGUGCUACUAUUCCAAAUCCCUAGUGGAAUAUUUCUCUGUGGGAUUGAAAAUAAACUGGACUUCUCUGCAUCAGGGACUUCUGGGUCCAUUUAGACUUUGCUUUUCCCAUUCUUACAAAGACGGAAAAAUUGGAAAAGGCUCUAAAAGGGCAGCAUGCGUUCUGAAAAUAUUGCCCUCAUGGAGUAUUUGUCAGGUUCCAAGGAGAUUUUCUCUGUUAUUUUAAUGUUAUAUUCUGACUUUUAAGUUUUAAAAUAUGUAGCAUGAAGGAUUCUAGAAUAAAAAUAGAAGCCACCAAGCAUUCUCUCUAGCUACGGGAGAAUCAAAAUAACCAAAAAUACUUGAUUUAUGCAGAUAAGCUAAUUCUUUUUUUUCUGGCACAAGCAAAAUGAGGGCUUUUCUUUGUGGACUCAAAUGGUUGCACCAGGGGUCUCGUCUCAAAGCACAUUGCUGUGUUUGAUUCAUUCAAAGAGUAUGUGAGGGGAAGUGCAAGACUUGUGAGCUGUGUACUCCAUGUGGCAUGUCAGCACAUUCUUCAGAUGUUUGCUUUGCAUUCAUGAAGUAGCUAGAGGCAUAAGGGUCACUUGGUAGAAAACACUAAUGGCACCUGGAUCUGUAACUUACUGCCCUAAGGCUCCCAUCUUCCCUCCUACUAGGAAAGCUGACCUUUGCUUAUAUAAGUGAAUGCAACAUUUAAAACAGCAUGUGAUAGAAGGGGGUCUAUUUCAACUGUUGAACAGGCUUAUUAUCCUCUGAAAAGAGAAGAUGCAGGGCUUUAGUUAGGGCCUAAAAAUAAUACUGAAGUUGUUUUUAGAAUUAUUGGUCUGUAACUAGAGUUGGCCAAGAGAAGGGUGGAGUCUUCUUUGCCUUCAGGGUCUCUGCCUGCCUGCCAUCCAUUCCCCUUUUAUGGAAAUAAAGUCUGUACUCACUUUGAAAGAAUCAAUACACCUUUUUUGUGCUGCUCCCUUUUAUAUUGUGAUUUGCUUAAGCCAUAUAACAUAAAAUUUAUUUGUACAAAACCCAUGGGGCCUUGUCCUUCCUGCCUACACAGCUGCAAAGUGUGCUAAACACACCUUCACUGCUAUUACAUUGAAGUCUCCUGGGACCCUAAAGUUGCAUGUUAUCCUGCUGGCCUAGGGCCUUGAGUCUUUGUAGAGAGCCUAGGAGAAUAUGUCACAGUCCAGGCCAUGGUUAGAGUGCAUGUUAUAGAGAGAUCCAGACCUGACCUUCUUGUCUUGGAUGUUCUAAACAUAAUGAAAGACUGGAAUAGUGGGGUCGGGGUUUCUCCUUUCAGUAUUUGAGACUAUUGCAGAUGUAGUCAUUAUGUGCCUCCAUGAAAAAUAAAAGCAAGCAGCCAGAAGACCUGUAGUUCCUCAAGGAAUAGAUAUCAAAUGGUAUUAAUUUAAGAACUUUCAGUUGGCAUGCUGGCCAGAGUCAUUAGUUAGAGGGAGUUUAUGAGAGAUGUGUUUAAAAAUGUAUAUAUAGAGAGAAGUUACCCUAAUUUAAAACACUCACUUGAAGGAAAUGUACUACCAAAGAGUUUUCUGAAAACUUUUUUUUCUCCUCUUCUGUACUAAUUGUGAUGCUUUGGGAGCUUGUAGUAAAUCAUGACAGAGUCAUGAGUUAAAUCACAUUGUUAGGACAUUAUUUCCUUAAGUAUCUACCAAUGGUAGACUCCCUUUGAGGAACAAAACUUUAGAUACAAAGGACAAAUGGGUAAAUAGACUCUUCUUCAAAACUAGUUCUUCAGUUUUCAGAGAGCUUGCAGUCCAUCCCAGCAGCCCUUUCUGGGAACUGACCAUGGCAACAAGUAGAACCAGACUUCUGCUUGUCUACUACUAAGAAUUUCCAGUGUUUCAAGACUUGAAAAAAAAAAGUAAUCUUCAUAUUUUAUACUUAAUGGCUGUAUUUUAUUUAAAUGGGGACCUAUUCUUUUUUGGAUUUUAUCUUUUUUCUUAAUGAAUUCUUUAGGAACAUUGUAAACAGUGGUGGAGGCCUUUUGAUCCAUCUGUUGAUAUUGUGCAUUCUAAUGGUAUUCCCUUAGAUUUGGGGGACCAUCCCAGGGAGACAGAAUGAGAAGGAAAUAGACCUUAACUACAGAAAUAACAGUAGAUCAGGGAGCUUCUUCAACAUGAUUUCUUAGUCCAGGGUCCGUUUCUAAGGAGCCAUUUGAUAGAUCAACUCUAAUUGUAGGACCAGUGGAGAUAACACAAUUCCUAGGGAGUUAUUCCGGGACGUGAGAAUAGCUUUUACAGGUUGAGGUCCAUGCUCACACAGCCAAAAGCUCUCCAGGUAGGCUAGCUUCUCACUGUGCUCCAGAGGGGCCAACCCCUUCAAAGGAAUGCCAUUGGUAUGCACAGUAGCCUGUCAGUGUCUAAAAAUCAUCAGCUUCAGUGAAAAGUGAGUCAGAGUACAUUGUUCUGAAUAUGGGACUAUGCUUGUCAUUCAACAAAAGUGACCUCUAUGAGAGGCCUAGACAAACACUGAAACUUAAUGGCUUAAAUACUUUUGGAAGCCUGUUAAGUGCUCUUGUUAUCUUGGAUUACAUUUCAGAGCUUUUUGGAGUUGUCAAUUUUUGUCACAAAUUAUGGGGUUUAGAUGUGAAAUUUUAUAUUAAAUGGUCCUUAUGGUUCUGUCUUAGAUCCCACCCAUUCCUUAGGAGCUUUGGCUUAUUCAGCAAUACCUGGAAAAAAAACCCUUUAAUUAACACUCUACUCAGCUCAGAAAGCCUAAUGUGAGGACUGAGUGGGAAGCUGAUUUGACCGAAAUGAAGACCUUUUCCUGGUUAGGCCAAUUUACCAUUUCUUUUGCUUUGCUGUACUAGUUUUAUGUAUGAAGCACUUUAUCAAAUUGCAGGAAUUAGUUAUUACUACAGCUGAUGAACUGGAAAAUGUUUACAAAUGAUUACACUCCAAAACUUUUAUCAAUAAAACAUAUAUAUGAACAAAUGUUAUUAAAUGUAUUUGUAAGACGUGUGUAAAAGGCUUAAGUUGCCGCGUGUGUUUGACUUUCUCUGCUUAUCUACCUUCUACAGAAUAUCCACCUUCUGUAGAAUUCUGUUGAGGCAGUGUGGUGCAAUGGAAAGAGCACCAGAUUAGGAUGCAGACCCAAGUUCUUAGUGCUGGCUCUACCACCUGUGAGCCCCAUGACCUCAGACAAGUCCUUCAACCUCUAGAACCCGUUUCCUCACGUAGAAUAGAGGCACGUCAUAGGGUGACUUUUUUAGGUCAACUAAGAUAUUUGUGAAAAUGAUUUGUAAAAUAUAA